AUGUCAUAUUGUCACCCAUGUAGGUAGCAGCAGAAUUGGAAACCAACUAAAGCAUUUUUUUAAUUAUUUUUUGGAGAGGUAGUCCGUUUUACUACGAACAACAAUAUUAUAAAUAUGUCUCUUGGCCCUGUUAAAAAUUUAAGACAGAGAAUCUAGCAAGCUAGUAGAAAAUAAGAGAGUGUUUAUUUGAUUAAGAUCACACCACCGAGACAGAGUGAAACAGAAAAUCAAGGCAGAGAAUCAGAGAUAGAGAGAUGAGGGUGUUUCCGAUGUUCAAAUAUUUUUCUAGAGCCGUGCAUGAGGAACAAGAACGUGAGCAUGACGAUGAGGAGAAAAACGUUGUAGGAAGCUUGUGCACAUCCCGAACAGUUUGGAGAAAAUCGCUGGUGAUGAGUUGCAAAGGAUUCACGGUGUUUGAUUCUUAUGGAGAUUUGGUGUAUAGGGUCGAUAAUUAUAUUGGGCGCCCCAAUGAAGUCAUUCUCAUGGAUGCCUCAGGAAAACCCAUCCUCACUAUGUGCCGCCGCAGGAAGCUUGGAUUGUUAGAUAGCUGGUUUAUGUAUGAAGGGGAAUUGGGGAACCAGCGUACGAGGAGUAGUAGCUUGUCCAAGUCAUCAAGGAGUCCAAUUUGUUGUGUAAGGAAGCAUGUGAAUCUUUUACAUGGCAACUCCAACAUUCAGGCGUACGUGUAUCGUGGAGAUUCACAUUCAGAUAAACGGUGUGCUGCUUUUGUUAUAGAGGGUUCAUACGCACAUCGAACAUGUAAGGUGUUGGAUGAGUGCAAAAGGGUCGUAGCUGAAACAAAGAGGAAGGAAGCCAACACCAAAAACGUCUCUUUUGGGAUAGAGAUUUUUCAGUUAAUUGUGCAUCCUGGCUUUGAUCAUGCCUUCGCCAUGGCACUCGUCUUACUCCUCGAUCAAAUGUUUUCGUGACACUUCUCUUUACCCAUAUAAGCUUUCUAUUUCAUGUAUUGUUAAUAUUUUGAGAUGGAGCAUACAUUUCAAAUUUUGAUAUUUUUGUUAAAUGCAUUUUAGAUCAUCGUGGUCUUGAGAGAGAUAAUAAAUAAAUGAUGC
Abrus precatorius (Indian licorice) is the source of this 1070-nucleotide messenger RNA. Its product is annotated as protein LURP-one-related 17. The transcript is spliced from 2 exons. The record is from RefSeq and is a predicted model, not a curated record. NCBI's taxonomy places the organism in Eukaryota, Viridiplantae, Streptophyta, Magnoliopsida, Fabales, Fabaceae. Bases 255 to 929 code for a protein of 224 amino acids.